ACCAAGCAAAGUUGGAAGAAAACAUCAAACAUAAUUUUUCAUGGUUUGGACCUGGUCUCCGGGGAGAAGAAUCAAGAACCUGAGGGCAUUGGCUCGCCUAACGUAUCAUCCUUCUCCUCAGCUCUUUUCUCUAGGAAUUCGCCUCACGGCGCUCACUUUGUAGGUCGAUUGGGAGUGUGACAAGAAGCAACCACGAUUUUUCAAACUUGUCGAAAAAUGGCACAAAGUGCACCCUUGAUUUUGAGGAUAAUAGCUUCCUCCGUUAGUGCUGCGAAUCAAGCAGGAAAAAUAAUCCGAGAUGUUAUGAGCAAAGGAGAGCUUGGAAUUGUUGAUAAGGGCAAAAAUGAUUUGCAAACCGAAGCUGACCGUUCUGCUCAGCAGUGCAUAGUGAGCUCUUUAAGUUUGCAGUUUCCGUCAAUAAAAAUCAUUGGCGAAGAAGACCAGAGCAGCAACUCAUGCCCAACGCCGCCGGAAUGGUUGGUGACUGAAAGUGAUCCGAAUGUCUUGGGCCUGCAGUGUCCCAAAGAUCUGGAAAACGUUAAAGAGGAAGAGGUCAUAGUUUGGGUUGACCCUUUGGACGGUACAUCGGAGUACACGCAAGGUUUGCUUGACCACGUAACUGUUCUCAUCGGAGUUGCUGUUGGUGAAAAAGCUGUCGGCGGUGUGAUCCACCAGCCAUACUACGAGUACCAAAAUUUCGCUAAACCUGAGUUAUCCCCUGGAAGAACGAUUUGGGGAAUAUCUGGCAUCGGCACUGGAGGCUUUGACCCUAAAGUUGCCGAGGAGGGAAAGAGGAUAAUCACCACCACAAGGUCACAUUCCAAUGCUUUGGUUCAGGCUGCGCUGGACGCCAUUCAGCCUGACGAAGUUCUUCGUGUUGGCGGUGCCGGACACAAAGUUAUGCUGCUGAUGGAGGGAAAAGCACACGCAUAUGUCUUUGCAAGCGCUGGGUGCAAGAAGUGGGACACCUGCGCUCCCGAAGCGAUUUUGAGCGCUGCUGGCGGCCACCUGACGGACAUGCUCGGCAGGCCUUAUCAGUAUCAUGCCAGUGUCCAGCACUUAAACGCCUCAGGGGUCUUGGCAACGGCGCGCAAAGAAGAUCAUGCCUGGUACGCCAGUCGAGUUCCAGAUUCUGUGCGUGAGAAGCUUUCGUCUUAAAGAUGCGCUGCAUUCAAUUUAUUCCAUGGCCGCUAAGCCAGACAAUAGUGAGAUUUUUUGACUCAAAUGUUGUUAUUUUAACCUCCAUCCAAAUUUUAAAUUUGUGUUGUCUGUUCUACAAUUCAGAAAAGACAAUAAAAAUAGCCCAAAAAUUUUGGAAUAAAUAAUUAUUUUAAUUCA
Cloeon dipterum is the source of this 1338-nucleotide messenger RNA. Its product is annotated as 3'(2'),5'-bisphosphate nucleotidase 1. Lineage: Eukaryota; Metazoa; Arthropoda; Insecta; Ephemeroptera; Baetidae. The record is from RefSeq and is a predicted model, not a curated record. Gene Ontology annotation, molecular function: 3'(2'),5'-bisphosphate nucleotidase activity. The transcript is spliced from 6 exons. The coding region runs from base 217 to 1158 and encodes 313 amino acids. Gene Ontology annotation, biological process: phosphatidylinositol phosphate biosynthetic process.